UCUGAAGACGGUUAUUUGAAAACACAGACUUGCUCCGGUUGGUUCGAACAUAUCCCUCCGCUGUCGUCGUCGUCUAGUCAACGAACUCUCAAGCACGAUCCUAGUUCAGAUCACUGCGUACUCCGGCCACAGAUAGAUACUAUGAUAGAACUGUGGAUAUGGCUAAUCUCCUUCUUCCUAAUCAUGGCCAUUUUCUGCAUAACAUUUUUCCAGAUUAUAUGCCUGGCUGACCUCGAAAUUGAUCAUAUCAACCCGUAUGAUUCGACAUCGCGAAUAAACAAGGCUGUUUGGCCAGAGUUCAUUGCUCAAGGAUUCUUAACUUGCCUUCAUCUUUUAAGUGGCCAUUGGUUGAUGUUUCUUUUCUGCCUUCCAUAUUUAUACUAUAAUAUCAGACUGUAUACUCGGAGACAGCAUUUAGCUUACGUAACCGAGAUUUUCAGUCAACUAUCAUGGCAAAAGAAACAAAGGAUUUGUAAACUUGUUUACCUUGUUGUACUCCUCUGUAUCUCAUUGUUCAGGGCAAUUUGGAACAUUGUUGAAUAACUUGCUUGAGAUCAUGCUGCUGAGCUAAUUGUGAUAUGAAAAUAAGCAUGUACAUGGAUAAAGAAAUUUAGGCUUUGUAUUAUUGCGUGUUUCUGUAAUUUGUUCAGCACUUCAACUGUUUUCUUGUUCAAUUUGAAGAAUUUAUAUGCCUUUCAGUUAUUAUCUAUUUAUUGAUACAUUUAUUCAAUUAAAAAGCUUUAUUUGAACAAUUAUUAUUUGUUAUUAUAAUUUCUUAAACAUGAUUCAUAUUGUUAUAUCUUUUGUAUUGUUACUCAAAGUUAUUCAUUCAAUAUUUUAUUG
Molecule: messenger RNA, 843 nt
Organism: Impatiens glandulifera
Lineage: Eukaryota; Viridiplantae; Streptophyta; Magnoliopsida; Ericales; Balsaminaceae
Product: protein cornichon homolog 4-like
Exons: 5
Coding region: 142-543 (133 amino acids)
Biological process (GO): vesicle-mediated transport
Source: RefSeq, a predicted model, not a curated record